CAAUGCCUGAAUAUAUAAUUGAACUGGAAAUACCCCGAACUGAUGUUUCCUCUCUGUCAAAAUUUUAUGGAAAAGAGGUUGCUUUCUUUUCAGAUCGGGCUGGAACUGUCACUUUAGAUAAAGAACAGUUCGACUUCUACUCUUUCUCUCCUCCGAAUAGUAAAUGUUUUGCUAACCCGUUUGGAUGGAACACAAAGCUCGGAUAUAAAAACUAUACGCCCAAAAUUUUCAAAUCCCAUGAAAGUACUAUUGACAACUUUCUCAAGUCCUUGGUCCAAAUUUCCAAGGUCCAAAAUUCUGGCGUGAAUCUUUCAUGGUACAAGGUAUUUUGUCCCUCGUCGUUUUUUCAAUAUGUUUCCGUUAAGCGCCAAUCUGGGUUCUACAUCAUGUGGUAUAACAACCGGUAUAUCAUUGCAAACAAUGAGACUAGAGAGGGGCAGAAUGUCUUAAUGUCCUAUGCUGGGAUCCGAUUUGAAGAUCUUCUGACGCAUGGAACGUCCCAAAAGACGAUAAAUAACUACAAUCUAUACCAGAGUGUUAUUGAAACGAAAAUUGAUGGUAUGAGCUGCCUUUAUUGUGCAGAAAUUGACUCCUAUGACAAAGAAAGUGGAGCAUACACUGAAAUCAAGAUGAUACUAUGCAAGUCCAAUAUACCACAUGCCAAGACUACAAACAAAAAGUCAGUACUGGAGUCAUUGUCAAAAGGUAAUGUGCACUUUGGUAGUUUUUUAUUUCGGUUGUUGAUCCAAUGCAAAUUUGCUAAUGACCUUAAAGUGGUGAUAGGUAUAAGGGACCAAAGUUUCACUAUUCGAAAUAUCACAGACUUCUCUGUUAAAGAUGACUUGCUUCCGUUUUUCCAUCAACUAUACCCUGAUUAUUAUGAAAAAUACAUGGCAGCUGUAGAUUUGAUAAGAAGAGUAUUCCAUACAAUCACCAAGCGGGUCACCAGAGAAAAUCCUGUUUUUUACUUGGAGAUAGGUUCUCAAUAUAUAUUGAAGUCUGUAGAUUCGAUGAAUGAGAGGUGUCGAAUACUAAAGCGAUUUGUGCCAACCGAAUUCAUAAAUCUGAUCGACAGUUUUGAUUAAUCUUAUGCUUUAUUAGAAUGGUGAGGUUUUAUACAAUAUAUAAAUAAAUGCGUAAACAUGCUGUAUUUUCUUUAGUUCUAUGUAAAAUCGAGAUUUUGGGUUCUUCC
Pichia membranifaciens NRRL Y-2026 is the source of this 1192-nucleotide messenger RNA. RefSeq lists its product as hypothetical. The transcript has a single exon. Gene Ontology annotation, cellular component: nucleus; cytosol. Lineage: Eukaryota; Fungi; Ascomycota; Pichiomycetes; Pichiales; Pichiaceae. Gene Ontology annotation, molecular function: mRNA 5'-diphosphatase activity. The record is from RefSeq and is a predicted model, not a curated record. The annotation marks the transcript as partial. Gene Ontology annotation, biological process: nuclear-transcribed mRNA catabolic process; NAD-cap decapping.